Molecule: messenger RNA, 1012 nt
Organism: Pseudomassariella vexata
Lineage: Eukaryota; Fungi; Ascomycota; Sordariomycetes; Amphisphaeriales; Pseudomassariaceae
Product: phosphatidylethanolamine-binding protein
Exons: 2
Coding region: 325-828 (167 amino acids)
Source: RefSeq, a predicted model, not a curated record
CAACGUGUAUAAGAAACAUCUCCAACACAUGCCAAGAUGUCAGAAUGGGUCAAUGAGUGCCACCCCGCAUCCAAUUGCACAUCCUCUUUUCUAUUUUCUAGAUUCGGCAGGUUGUGACGAUGAAUGAGAUCGAUCACGGCUGACACCUUUGGUGUUUCACACAUGAAUGAUUGUUGAUGACAUCAAGAGUGUGCGUCUGAUCGACGACAGCUUGAGAGCUUGCAACACCAGAUAGAGCUCGUAUGGAUGUCUUUUCCACAUUUCAACGCUUUUGACCAGAUGCGCAAUUAUUUGUCGUAAUCAACAACAAUCAGAGCAACCACAAUGUUGUCGACAUUGACCUUUGCGACUCUCGCAGCGCUGGCGCUUGCCAUCCCACCGCCUGAAUUUGGGUUCGUGGAUAGUGGCAACCACACUGAGUUCAGUGUAGCCUACACAUAUAAGGGCAACACCACCGUCGUCCAAGAAGGACAGCUAUUUGGAGCCAACAUCACAAGCACCAAACCCGCCCUUGCCCUGGACCCAGCAAAAUAUCAAUCCGUCGCCGACUACACCGGCCAAUACCUCAUCCUGAUGGUCGACCCUGACGCCCCCACACCCUCCAACCCAACCCGCCGCUUCAUCCUGCACUGGCUCGCCUCAAACAUGACUCAAAACACCAGCGCCGCCACCCCCCAAACCGGCCGGGCCUUAACCAAUUCGACCCCAGCCCAAGUCCCCUACCGUGGCCCGGCUCCCACCACCCACCUCCAGCGCCCACCGCUACAUCCUCUACGCCUUCGCCCAACCCGACAACUUUGCCAUUCCGAAUGCGUACACCGGAUUUAGCAACGAGAACCGGUCGAAUUUCAAUCUUGAUGGAUUCAUCAAAGAUUCGGGGCUGGAUCGGCCGGCGGCGGGAGAGUAUUUUUAUGUAUCAAGGCAGGAGGGUGUAGAGGGUGGUUUUAUUGCGCUUCCGGGCGGGGAGUACCCUGGGGGAAAUGGGGACGCGGUAUUUGAGGGGGCGACGGGG